AUAAAGAAUAAUAAUUUUGAUAGAGAUAUUUUUAAUGUUGUUGUUCAGAAGCUGUGUUUUCAAAUAAAUUAUUCCCAAUUUAUUAUAUUUUCCAGUAAUAGCGAAGAGGUGCUAGGCUCCCCUUUAGUCUGGUAUAAAGGUAGACUAAGGCAAUAGUUUCUUCGGUUGGUUGCUAUGGUAACAGAAGGACGCCAAGCGAGGGAGCGAAGCUAAACUCUUCCGGGAGAGGGCGGUCCACGGCGUGAUUCGAGCCUUGGUUGCUGUCGGGAAAGUGAGCUUUUUAUUCCAUAUUAGCCGUCCUCAAACUGAACAAUGGUUGGGAGCUCUGAAUAUGGAUGGAUUUAAUACAUACUAAAGCAUUUUUAAGCCCCCUAAGUGGGUUCUUGAUUUUGCCAUCCUCAACCCAAGAAGAGAGAAGCAAAACCAUGAGUUGCAAUUUAGAUGACCUUCCACGCUUGUAUGUCAUUGGCAAUAUACAAAAUGUGAAUAAAAAAAUAUCUCAUUUAGAAUUGGGACUGAGAAGAUAUGACAGUAGUGAUGUGGUGAUUGAGGAUAUGAUGCAGAGGAAGUAUGCAGGGUUGAAGGGUCCUAGAAAAGGAAGACGUACAAGCAGAGUAAAAGAGAAGGAACAGGUGGUGAUACAAAAGUAUGGAAGGCUUGGGUCAGAUGAAGGUACUUUAAGAAAUCAGAAAAAAAUAGCCCAGAAAAAGAUGAUCACAGAAAAGAAUAAACUUGUAGAGCUGUAUCAUUACCCAGGAUAUCAUGAAGAGGAAAUGACACCACUGCCCAAUGGAAUAGAGCUGAAUGAAAUUUUGGAGAAAGUGAUUCGUGCUCAGAGUAAAUCUGUAGUUGGGAAGACAAAGUGGGCUGUGAAAAUGCUGCACAGGUUUUUUGAUGUUCCAAGCACCCGAGCUGUUUUGCUGGAUAGUUUCUGGUGGCAAUUCCUGCACUUAUAUCAUCCAAAUCGAGAAAUUCAGGGGCACUUGUUUGAACGCAUUGCAGAAAACUAUGCCAGCAUUCUAUUAGGAAAUCACAGGGUUUCAAACCAGGAAUGCAUCCUCAAGUUUUUUCCAUCACUAUUGAGUCAAGCUGUGUACAUCUGCUUCUGCUCCUGUUUCCCGCGGUCCUGGUUUAAUACCUCUGAAUUCAAAGCCCAGCUUUGUGAUGUAUUCUUCGAGUGGCUGGGAGGUACACUGCAUGAACCAAGAAGUUUCAAUAAAUGGGAUUAUUCUCAGCUGGAACCAGAACGAUCAAGGAGAGAAGAUUUGAUGUCAAAAAAGAAAAAAAUAGGGACUGGCACUGGUAUUUCGUUUGAGAGCUACAAGCAAUACAGUUCAAUAGGAAAAACUCAUAUGCAAAUUCAGAAGAUCCCAGCAAGGAAAACAUUUAACAUCUCUGUUAAAAAAUCCAAGAAAACUGUAUCUGGGAAAAAAUAUCAAAAGCAGCUUUCCAAAGAAGUUACCACAUUGGAAAGUGAAGAAAUAAAGCAUACCACAUCAAGUAGUGACCAACUUAAAGAGGAUAAUGAGAAAGCUGCAUGGAGCAGACACCAGAACUUACCCAAAAAGAAACUGAAGAUAGCUAUGCUUCCUCGAGAGUCACACCCAGCUUGCUAUGGUCCCGAGUUGACGUGGCAUCGCUUCAAUAUUAGUGGUCACAGUCCACUGAUUCAACAUUACUUCCAGAAACAUGGUACUGAAUCAAAAUCGGGAUGUGACAUCUUUCUCUCUAGGAGGGAGAUAUACAAACCAAUGCCUGAUUCUGUCAAAACAUAUGCAGAAGUGAUCAAGGAAAGUUUUCAUAUCCUCCAUCAGAAGCACAAAGCUUUCAGAAAAUGUUAUUGGCAACAAUACAGAGAAAUGAGGAAUUUUGAUGAGCAGAACAAAUGUAACCAGGAACUUUACAGACAAGCUAUAAAAGAAGAGAUGAAAAAGAGAAAGGCACAAAAACAAAAAGAAUUGCUUUCUUUGAAGGAUGCAGAACCUUCAUCCCUGUUUUCAAAACAUUCAUCUGGGAAACACCGUAGUUAACCUUGAUCUCUCCUUCUGAACUGACAUUGAUUGAGUUCACUGGAAGCAUGUUACAGAAUGACAAUUUAAAUAAAAGUAAUGAAUCUAGGUUUGAUACUAAAUGUAAAUAUAUUGCUAAUUAGAAAUAAAUGAGUGCUAUUACAUUAAGGGGAAAGAAUAAGAUAAUGUUUUGGGAAUGCUAACUGGAUAUAAUUUUGUUUUAUUACUUCUGAAUAUAGUUUUUCCCAUUACAUUUGAUUUUAUUGUUGUAUCUGUUUCAUUCUUUGUCCACUUUAAGAAUAUAUUGACUCUAAAUUGGACGAUUUGCAACUUUUCUAACACCAAUUCCAUAAUGUAUACAUAACAGCAAUACUUCUUUCCUUUAAAGUUAUAAUAUCUAUGUUUGGAAUGUUUGUUAACUGAACUCUACAUUUUAGCUCCUAGGGAAACUUAUGCGCAAGGUGUUAUUUUUCUUUGUUCUCCCACCUUAGCCCCAGUAAAUAAAGUUUAAAAGAGCAUCUCUUUUUAAAGAAGAGCAUUUCCAAAUAUUAAAAUUUUUAUUCUACUAAUAUGUCUGUAAUAAUUUGUAAUUAUGUUGUAAUUUAAUUAUGUUGUAAUUUAAUCAUGACAACAAUAUAUGGAUUGUAAAUAUA
This is a messenger RNA of Crotalus tigris (Tiger rattlesnake), 2662 nucleotides long. RefSeq names its product family with sequence similarity 227 member A (gene FAM227A). The transcript is spliced from 16 exons. Bases 336 to 2030 code for a protein of 564 amino acids. Lineage: Eukaryota; Metazoa; Chordata; Lepidosauria; Squamata; Viperidae. The record is from RefSeq and is a predicted model, not a curated record.